Messenger RNA from Haemonchus placei, 798 nucleotides. The record is from the annotation of a GenBank genome assembly. NCBI's taxonomy places the organism in Eukaryota, Metazoa, Nematoda, Chromadorea, Rhabditida, Trichostrongylidae.
AUGCGCUUCCUCCCCAAAGUGCAUAAAUGGAACUCAUCUCGAGCGAGGCCGAAAGUUAUGCCCUUGAGUGCCCUUGUGAUUGUAAUUUGUAUGUUUAAGCACAAAAGCGCCCAAGAAGCACAUGUCGUUGUACCAAAAAACCACCACCGUUUUGCAACUUACUACUAUAUUGCACGUCAUUAUAAGCUCGCUCUAGAGCAUGUGUUUGAUACUCUUGGACAUAACAGUGCUAUUUUGUUAGAAGAUGAUCUUGAUAUCGCAGUCGACUUUUUCGAGUAUUUCCUAGCAACCCGGUAUUUACUGGACGAGGAUCCCACGCUUUUUUGUGUUUCUGCAUGGAACGAUAAUGGAAAGGUUGAGAACAUAGAUGCGCAAGCGAGUUCGUUGCUUUACCGUACUGAUUUCUUCCCUGGUUUGGGUUGGAUGAUGACAAGCCAGCUGUGGAAAGAAAUUCAACCCAAAUGGCCUAAUGGAUUCUGGGACGACUGGCUGAGGGAACCCGAGAAUCGCAAAGGCCGCCAGUGCAUUCGACCAGAGAUUAGCCGAACGGGUAUGACACCUUCAGGGAAGAAAGGGGCCAGCAAAGGACUCUUCUUCGACAAACAUUUAGCGAAAGUGGUACUCAACGUUGCCAAUGUUCCGUUCACUACUAUGAAUCUUGAUUAUCUUCUCAAUGUUUGUCAUGAUUUCUCAGAGUUUUUUCAUAGAUGCCUGCUAGCCCCAAUCUUUUCAGCCGGCCUGCUUCCCAUGACCAUACGGGUUGUGAAGGAGAGGCUUAUGGAAAGGUUCUUGAGUUAG